Messenger RNA from Antrostomus carolinensis (chuck-will's-widow), 2415 nucleotides. It is a transcript of the gene FYB2, whose product is annotated as FYN binding protein 2. The transcript is spliced from 20 exons. Gene Ontology annotation, biological process: protein localization to plasma membrane; integrin-mediated signaling pathway; T cell receptor signaling pathway. Lineage: Eukaryota; Metazoa; Chordata; Aves; Caprimulgiformes; Caprimulgidae. Gene Ontology annotation, molecular function: protein binding. Gene Ontology annotation, cellular component: plasma membrane. The record is from RefSeq and is a predicted model, not a curated record.
AUGUUCAGGGGAGCAUCUCUCCCUGCUGUGCUGAACCCACCCUGGGCUGGUGGGGUACUGGGACCUCAGUGUGUCCUGCCUGCCUGCCACCUGCUUGGCACUGUGUUUAAGCUGAGCAUCUCCCUGAGCUAGCGGGAAGGUGUGACUGACUUCAGAGCCCUCCGAGCAAAAUUUCAAAAUGACUCCAACUUGGCCAACAAACUCGUGCAACCGCGCAAGAAGCCUCCUCCUGAAAUCCCUCCCAAGCUGGGCUCUGGAGGUAACGCUGUGUCCAGCCCUCUGCCCCUGAGUAAGAGAGAAGUGAUAAUACUAAAACCCAAGGAUGAACCUGCCCAACCUGCCUGGCAACCCUCUGCGCCCACCCAACGCAACCCCUUGGCAUGGCCUCGAGCCAAGCUGGGUUAUGUGGAGCCAACGGGGCACAAGGAAGAGCACAAAGGCAAUGUCUUGGAGAAAGGGCUGAGUACUCCCAAGAACAGUCCAGAAAAGCCUCUGCCAUCAGCCCAAACAACUCCAGAGGAUGCUCCAAUCACAAAUUCUUUCCACCAAGCCUUACAGAUCUGGGAAAACACUUUAUCCCGUGGUGAGAAAGCAAGUGCAAUGCUCCCAGCCCAACGGGCAGCAAACUUAUAUGUGCACCCUUGCCCAGAGCAGAGGGCGACACGUGCUCCGGCUGUGUCAGGUAACAGCAGGAUGCGACCGUCUGGAAGCGAGUCUGUGCUGGACUUGCCUGCCCAGAAGAAGGAUGCUCUGCAGGACAGUGGGCUGGCUGUUCCCCAGGCUCAUGGAGGACACAGGAGCUCUGAUGAAGCUGCUGCUGGGAGUGUGGUAGCAACUGCGUUCUGCCAGCCGGGUUGUCAUGCACCAAAAGAGCAACCUCAGCACCAGAAAGAAUCAGAGCCUCCCUUCUGCCAGCCUGGAGCAGGAAAAUGGUCUUACAGCCCUGGGAGCAAGUGGCCAAGAGUUAAACCUCUCCCUUUAGCUGAAUCCCUGGGUCCAGCCCCUGCGAAGCCGGCAAGACCCCCAAAGUUUGAUCUCAGUCCUUUCCGAAGCACCAUGCCUUCAGUCCACAAAGGAAAUGAAACAACUGCUGACCAAGAGGAUUACUUGACCCCUGCAAGCGCUCAACUUGAAGAGCAGCAUAAUUAUGAAGAAACCUCGACAUACCUGAAUCAGUCUGGGGACACCACAACCUUGUCUGUCAUUGAAGGUACUUUGCAAGUACCUAAGGCAGAGCCUCAAGAACACAAGAAACAGAAGAGUUUUCUCUUUGCCAAAUCCAGUCUGGGAAGAGAGAUAAUAGAGGAUGAAAAAGAGGAAAAAAUAAGUCUUGAAAGAGAGAAACAGGAAGCAAAGAGCAUUUUCAAGACAGGUGGAAAUGAAUAUAUAUGCCCCAAAAGCCAAACCGAGGAAGAUGGCAGAGGUGGGAUGAAGGUGCUGCAAGUGAAGCAGGAUGUGACCAGUACCCAGACUGCAAAGCAUCCUACCCCACAAGGGCUGGCAAAAGACGAAGCAGAGCUCGUGCGCUAUGUGUAUGUUGGUGCUCUAAAGCCAGGGGUAGAAAGAACAGCCUUGAACCAAAACACUCAGCAGUCCCUACAAGCACCAGAGGAUAUAUACGAUGAUGUUGAGGAAAUACAAGAUAGACUCAGCCGCAUGUCAGAUGCCUCAAGUCUCUUUGCUUCAGCCAGCAUUUCAGGAAACAGUUACGAAGAAACAUAUGAAGAUGUUGAGAUUGGGGGUGAUAAUCCAGCAAAAAUCGAAACAGAAAAACAAAAGAGAUUUGGAAACCUGUUUAAGAUAGAAAAGUUGAAGCUGAAGAAUAACAAGUUCAAGGAAAAUUUAAGAUUGUUUUCCAUUUCGGUACCAAAUUUAGCAACUGCUUCCAAGGAGGACAUGCUGUACGACGAUGUUGAGGUGGGGCAGAGAGAGCUGAGAGAGAAGGAUGACAAGUCUAAAACCUGGAUGCCAAAAUUCCUGAUGGCAAAAGAGGACAAGGACCAAAGGAAAAGCAGCGACGAUGAGGAAAGAAAUAUCUUCAAAGUCAAGAAGAGCAAUGCAGAAAAAAGCAAGAAGAUGGAAAAAGAAGAAAAGUUUUUUAGAGAAACAUUUAUGUACGAUAAGGAGAUCAAUGUCAUCAACACAGCCACGGCCGAGCGCUCGGUCCCCAGUAAGAGGAGAGUUGAUCUCCCGAUCACAGCUGGAGAACAGCUGGAUGUUAUUGAUGUCACGGAGGGCAAUGCAGUGAUUUGCCGCAAUUCGGAGGGCAGAUAUGGGUAUGUUCUAGUGGAGCAUUUGAACUUCAGCCAGACAGUACUAACUGCCCUGACUGCUGCUCUCCCCUGGAGCAUCCCUGAAGGUCUCUUUUGUGCUUCCCGCAUCCGUGAGAGCCCACGUUGAUCAACUGUGGAAUGA